Eimeria necatrix is the source of this 1143-nucleotide messenger RNA. RefSeq names its product OSJNBa0042D13.18 protein, related. The coding region runs from base 1 to 1143 and encodes 380 amino acids. The record is from RefSeq and is a predicted model, not a curated record. NCBI's taxonomy places the organism in Eukaryota, Apicomplexa, Conoidasida, Eucoccidiorida, Eimeriidae. The transcript has a single exon.
AUGACCCCAGAUCAGCUCACAUUCCACAAACAGGAUAUAGAUAAAUUAUCGGACAGUGGUUGGAUUGGACCGACCUAUUCGCCUAUUUGCUCUCCUACGAUCAUGGUGGACAAACGUGAUGAUGGCUCCGGGGAGCGGAAGAUGCGUAUGGUUGUCAAUUACCAGGCUCUAAAUGCCCUUACGAUAGCCCCUGAUUUUCCACUACGUCCCAUUCAAACCAUUCUGGAGCUGCUGGGGGGCGCCAAGUAUUUUUCCACCUUGGACCUUGAAGCAGGAUUCCAUCAAAUACGUAUGGCUAAGGAAGACCGGUGGAAGACGGCUUUCUGGUCUGUUCUCGGACUAUUCGAGUACCGAGUGAUGCCCUUCGGCCUUAAGGGUGCUCCCGCUACGUUCAAGGCCAAUAAUAAUGCCUAUCUACAGCCUUUAUUGGGGCAGGGCGUUAUUGCGUACCUAGAUGAUGUGCUUAUCUGUAGUUCGGUUCUCUCUGGGCAUGUUUCUCUCCUGCGACAAGUCCUCAGCAUUUUUCUUAGACACCAGUUCUACCCAAAAUUCAGCAAAUGCAAGUUUGCAAGGCAAACAAUUACAUAUUCGGGUUAUACCAUUUCUGCUGCGGGGAUCAAACCUGCAGAAGAUAAAAUCGCAGCCAUCUGGCAUUGGCCAGAGGUGCUGGAGAACGAAACGCAACUGCGCCAGUUCCUCGGUACCAUAAAUCACUGUCGCAUGUUCAUGGGACCGGACUAUGCAGGCGUUGCGCGGCCGCUGGUUGAUCUUAAGCGUAAAGACGUCAGUUUCGAAGGGACGGAGCUUCACAAGCAAGCGGUGCAGCAGCUCAAACAGCGCUUAAUCGACUUCACUACAUUACAAGUCUCUGACACGACGAAAUACUUCGAGUUAUGCACAGAUGCCUCUGGGUAUGCGAUCGGAGCAGUUCUCGAACAAGACGGCAAAACCAUCGGCUUCCUCAGCCAAGUCAUGAACCACACACAACAGAGAUACUCGAUCUACGAUCAGGAACUCUUGGCGUUGGUCAUGGCACUGGACAAGUGGUCGCACUUGCUCCGUGUCUCCAAGGUAACGGCUUACACUGAUCAUCAAGGUCUAACCCACCUCCAACGACUCCAAGCAUCGAAGUCUCUGCGCUGA